AUGAAGCAAUCAAUGGUAUAGGUGGUAAAAGGAUGACAAUCACAUCAUCUCAAGAGAGCGAAAAAUCAGCAGAAAAGAAGGAACGGAGAAAACUUUCGUUGUCUUUAAAAAAGACUGAUCUACCACCACCAUCUCCGCGACAGCAGACAUCACCACAGCCUCUCUAUCAUGCAGAUCAGCCGAUGAGACUUCAGCAUCAAGCAGAUCAGCCGAUGCCACUUGAGCAUCAAGCAGAUCAACCGAUGCCACUUCAGCAUCAACAAGAACUGCAAAUGUCACUACAGCAACGAGCACGACCGCGUAUAUUGCAUGACGAAAUGCUCAACGAUCCGCUUAUCGUGUUCGAUAAGAAAGCAAAUAUGCGAAACAAAUCUGAAUGAUAUUUUUCAAUAAAUUUUUGUAAUAAAUUUUUGUAAUAAAUUUUUGAUAAGAUAAUUGUAAAAAAAAAUAAAAUAAUAAUUAUAAAAAAAAUAAAUAAACAUAAUUUU
Nasonia vitripennis (jewel wasp) is the source of this 488-nucleotide messenger RNA. RefSeq names its product probable serine/threonine-protein kinase samkC. Bases 33 to 380 code for a protein of 115 amino acids. The record is from RefSeq and is a predicted model, not a curated record. Lineage: Eukaryota; Metazoa; Arthropoda; Insecta; Hymenoptera; Pteromalidae. The transcript is spliced from 2 exons.